This is a messenger RNA of Cloeon dipterum, 1670 nucleotides long. It is a transcript of the gene Adsl, whose product is annotated as adenylosuccinate lyase. The transcript is spliced from 9 exons. Gene Ontology annotation, molecular function: (S)-2-(5-amino-1-(5-phospho-D-ribosyl)imidazole-4-carboxamido) succinate lyase (fumarate-forming) activity; N6-(1,2-dicarboxyethyl)AMP AMP-lyase (fumarate-forming) activity. The record is from RefSeq and is a predicted model, not a curated record. Bases 109 to 1539 code for a protein of 476 amino acids. Gene Ontology annotation, cellular component: cytosol. Lineage: Eukaryota; Metazoa; Arthropoda; Insecta; Ephemeroptera; Baetidae. Gene Ontology annotation, biological process: 'de novo' AMP biosynthetic process.
UGUUGUUGUUGUUGCGACAAGCGACACGAGUGACUUUUGCCUCAUCUUGGGAGGUCAGUACUUGGUGUUGUCCGCGAGUGUCAGUCGUCGUUCGCCUCUGAGCCGAAGAUGGAGGGCUACAAGUCUCCGUUGUCCACGCGUUACUGCUCCUCCGAGAUGCAGUUUCUGUUCAGCGAGCAGAACAAAUUCCGCACCUGGCGCACCCUGUGGAUCAACCUGGCCACCGCGCAGAAGGAAUUGGGUUUGGACAUCUCCGACGAGCAGUUGGACGAGAUGCGGCGAAACGUGGCGCAGAUCGACUUCACGCAUGCGCAGGAGGAGGAGCGACGCGUGCGCCACGACGUGAUGGCGCACGUGCACACGUUCGCCCGCUGCUGCCCUCUGGCGGCGCCGAUCAUCCACCUCGGCGCCACCUCCUGCUACGUCACCGACAACACGGACCUGUUGGUGAUCCGUUCGGCGCUGGAGCUGCUGUUGGUGCGCGUCGCCGGCUGCGUCCAGCGUUUGGCGCGCUUUGCGCAACAGCACCGCGACACGCCCACCCUCGGAUUCACGCACUUCCAGCCUGCGCAGAUGACGACGGUGGGGAAGAGGGCGUGUCUGUGGCUGCAGGACCUGCUGAUGGACGAGCGGGCGUUGCGUCGCGUCCACUCGGAGCUGCGUUUCCGCGGCGUCAAGGGCACCACCGGCACGCAAGCCUCCUUCCUCCAGCUGUUCGACGGUGACGGCGAGAAGGUGAAGCAGCUGGACAGGCGCGUGUGCCAACUGUCCGGCUUCGAACGCAGCUUCCUCGUGUGCGGACAGACGUACACGCGCAAGCAGGACACGGAGGUGGUCAACGCGCUCGCCUCGCUCGGCGCCUCCGUCCACAAGAUGUGCACGGACGUGCGGCUGUUGGCCAGCCUGAAGGAGGUGGAGGAGCCGUUCGAAAAGGACCAGAUCGGCUCGUCGGCCAUGGCGUACAAACGCAACCCGAUGCGCAGCGAGCGUUGCUGCGCGCUUUCCCGCCACCUGAUGGCGCUGCCUGCCAACACGCUGCACACGCACGCCACCCAGUGGCUCGAACGCACACUCGACGACAGCGCCAACAGGCGGCUGACGCUGUCGGAGGCGUUUUUGACCGCGGACGCCGUGCUGCUGACCCUGCUGAACGUGACGCAGGGUUUGGUGGUCUACCCGAAGGUCAUCGAGCGGCACAUCAGCCAGGAACUGCCCUUCAUGGCCACCGAGAACCUCAUCAUGGCCAUGGUGCGCAAGGGUGCCGACAGACAGGAGUGCCACGAGAAGAUCAGGGUGCUGUCGCACGAGGCGGCCGCCCAGGUGAAGGAGCACGGAAAGGACAACGACCUGGUGGCCAGGGUGGAGGCCGACGCCUACUUCGCGCCCAUCCUGCCGCACCUGCAGCAACUGCUCGACCCUGCCACCUUCGUCGGACGCGCUCCUCAGCAGGUGACCGAGUUCCUGCAGGAAGAAGUGCAGCCGGUGCUCGACCUUUACCAGGGCAAGCUGGACAACCUGAGCGCGGAGCUCUCAGUCUAAAAUGGGGAUCCAGAUUUUUAUCUUGAAGCUUUGGCAAAAUCUGAAUCUUAUAUUUCCUUUUUAAAAUGCAAGUGCACGUUUAUGUGCUUUGAAUAAAGGAGAAAAUCGGGGAUUUUUAGCUGUUUAAAUAA